Cylicostephanus goldi is the source of this 561-nucleotide messenger RNA. The record is from the annotation of a GenBank genome assembly. NCBI's taxonomy places the organism in Eukaryota, Metazoa, Nematoda, Chromadorea, Rhabditida, Strongylidae.
GGACAAGAAAAGAAUUUUCAGAGUGAUAAUGAAUGGAUUGUUGAAGACAUCAUACCUGAGGUGCUUACUUUGUAUGAUAGCAAGGAGGACUUUACGUAUCCCUCGGCUUUGUUCACGUUCCAAAUCCGACGCUUCUCUUUGAUCUACGUUGUUACAAUAAUAAUACCGUCCUUCGUGCUUACGUUUCUUUGUGUGCUUGGAAUGUUUUGGUCUAAGUUCGAUCAAUCCGAUUAUCUGGCAAAAAUUGGAUGUGGGCUUUCGGCUAUUCUUGCAAUGUGUACGGUUCUGGAAAUUGCCGAGCGAUCUAUACCUAAGACUAAAGAGUUGCCAUCCUUGGCAAUUUACAUCAUGGUGAAUUUGCUGUUAGUGACCCUUGCCAUAACAGUUGUUGUCAUCGCCUCUAAUCCCUGCCGCUCGCUGAGAUUCGACUUGUGUCGUUUAUCAAGGAGGUGGUUUUGUCGAAUUGAUCUCAAGUUGGAGGUGGAGUCUCGAGUCAUUUGUUUGUUAGUAUUCCCAAUAGCAGCAGUUCUCAAUCUACUGAUGUUGGUACCAAGAGAAUGA